UUGGGCAAUUUUAAUUGGCCAGCUUGUGAGGAUACAGAUAACAAAACUGGGUCGGCAACACAGGGGAGAAAAAAGGUCGCUGACUGGUUCAAAAGGGUUUUGAUUGGAUUAGGAGGAGGACAUGAUAGAAAGAAGAACAAAAGAUAUAACUUAAUAGGACAACGCCAUUGUUUUCCAACAUAAGCGCGUUAAAGUGAACGAAUACCCAGUCUAAGAUUUCCCAACGUUUAUCAUUUUACUCGGCAAAUAUCCCUACCCCUAUCAAAUAUAUCAUUUUCUUCCACCUCUCUCUCUCUCUCUCUCUCUCUCUCUCUCUCUCUGUGAAUAUAUAUAUAUAUAUAUAUGUGUGCGUGUGUGUAUAUUAUGAAUCGUACCAAAUAUGCGUGCUUAAGCAAAAACCAUAUCGAAUUACAAACUAUACAACAAAAUGGAGGAACUUCCGCCGGGUUUUCGAUUCUACCCAACAGAAGAAGAGCUGGUUUCCUUCUAUCUUCUCAACAAGCUGGAAGGGAAGCGGCAAGAAAUCGACCGUGUCAUCAAAAUUGUCGACAUUUACAACAUAGAGCCGUGGAACCUCCCACAAUUUUCAGGAGAGCUGUGCCACGGUGACACUGAGCAAUGGUUUUUCUUCACACCGAGACAAGAAAGAGAAGCCCGAGGUGGGAGACCCAACCGCACCACAGCUUCUGGAUAUUGGAAGGCAACAGGCUCACCUGGUUAUGUCUACUCGUCGGAUAACCGUGUGAUUGGAGUAAAGAAAACCAUGGUUUUCUACAAGGGUAAAGCUCCUACAGGAAGAAAAACUAAAUGGAAAAUGAAUGAAUACAGAGCCAUUGAAGAAGAAGGCACUUCAACUGGCAUUACCACCCCCAAGUUGAGGCAUGAAUUCAGCUUGUGUCGAGUCUAUGUCGUAUCGGGGAGUUUUCGAGCAUUUGAUCGCCGCCCAUUAGAAGUGACAAGUGAGACACAACAUCAAGGUGAUACGGCUGUCACGUCUUCUCAAAACACAGCGAUGGAGACACAACAUCAAGGUGGUACCGCUGUCACGUCUUCUCAAAACACAGCGAUGGUGCAGAAAACAAGUUCACCUGAAACCUCAUACUCAGGAGGAGACCGAGCUGAUCCCAGAGAAGCUGGAGGAAGUACUGAUUGGGAUAUGAAUGAUGAUCUAGAACAACCACUAUGGGAAUGGGAGCAACUUAACUGGCCCUAAACAAAGCUCUAUCUGCACCUGCAGCAAUCUUCAAUAACAGUGGGGACUCUUUUGUGCUCUGAUGAAAACGCCAGGCAUGACUUUAGAUAUAGUAAGAUUUCAAAUUUUUUAUUUUUCCUGGUUAGAUAGUGAGCUAGCUAGCCAAAUCCAAACCAUUCUUAAUUUGUAAAAUAGGAUUGUUUCCGAUAAGAGUAUCAAGAUGCAUAUAGAAAUGUAUCAAACUAAAUUCUAGGCUUGUUGAGAACUUUUUUGGCUUUAUUCAGUUUGAAGAUGACAUCACUUAUUUUUGAAAGAAUCAGUACAAAAUUCAAAAUCUA
This is a messenger RNA of Ziziphus jujuba (common jujube), 1530 nucleotides long. RefSeq names its product NAC domain-containing protein 90. The coding region runs from base 428 to 1213 and encodes 261 amino acids. The transcript has 3 exons. The record is from RefSeq and is a predicted model, not a curated record. NCBI's taxonomy places the organism in Eukaryota, Viridiplantae, Streptophyta, Magnoliopsida, Rosales, Rhamnaceae. Gene Ontology annotation, molecular function: DNA binding. Gene Ontology annotation, biological process: regulation of DNA-templated transcription.